CGGCAACUUUCUCCCGUCGUGCAUCGGGGCGCCGGCAGCUCACCCGGAAGGAGAAGCCGGGACUCUGGCUAUAUGUUGGGCUGUCAGCGGUGUCGUUGUGGGGAGUGGGUGCUGCUUUCAGGAGCCAGCCCGGAUCAUUUGUUGGCAGUACAUAUUGGCUGAAGUCAGUUUUCAUUUCAAGAUGUUUCCUACCAAUGGGCUUUUGGUGUAGGAUGUUGGAGAACCAAGAGCAGGAGGAGGUGAUCACUGUGCGUGUUCAGGACCCCCGAGUGCAGAAUGAGGGCUCCUGGAAUUCUUAUGUGGAUUAUAAGAUAUUCCUUCACACCAAUAGCAAGGCCUUUACUGCCAAGACGUCCUGUGUGCGUCGCCGCUACAGGGAGUUUGUAUGGCUGAGAAAGCAGCUACAGAGAAAUGCUGGCUUAGUGCCUGUACCGGAACUUCCUGGGAAGUCAGCCUUCUUUGGCAGCUCAGAUGAGUUCAUAGAGAAGCGACGACAAGGUCUGCAGCACUUUCUCGAAAAGGUCCUGCAGAGUGUGGUCCUUCUGUCAGACAGCCAGUUACACCUCUUCCUGCAAAGCCAGCUCUCGGUGCCUGAGAUAGAAGCCUGUGUCCAGGGCCGCAGCCCCAUGUCCGUUUCUGACGCCAUUCUCCGCUAUGCUAUGUCCAACUGUGGCUGGGCCCAGGAGGAGAGGCGGGGCUCCUCUCACCUGGCUAAAGGAGACCAGCCGAAGAGUUGCUGCUUUCUUCCAAGAUCGGGCAGGAGGCGCUCUUCCUCACCGCCUCCUGGUGAAGAAAAGGACCAUUUUGAGGUGUGGGCCCCUGUGGUUGACUCUGAGGCGCCUUCCUUGGAGAGCCCCCCUCUCCCACCUCCCUCCUCACCGUCAUGCUGUGGUUUUGCAAGACCAGACGAGAGAAUCUCUGCUCCUCCGCCUGUGGGGAGGGCCGUGGGAGGGGACCCUGCUGUGCCUUUGGACCCUGGUCAGCUAGAAACAGUUCUGGAAAAAUGAGCUCUGCUUGGAGCUCUGGGUUCUGCUCGGAGGCAGACGAAGGAGAUGCGGGUGGAGUUGGACUCAGGCCGGUGGUGGGGAGGCUGGGCAGCUUCACGUCUCGGCCUUGUCUCUGCUCGUGCUGGUUGCACGUUGCUCAGUCAUGACAACUCCGCAAACUUCCUCCUUAGGAAGAGACACAGUGCAGAUGUUUGUAAGUUAGGCACCGGGCCCAGGGGUUGUUGGUUUUGAACCAAACCCCAUCUUUACUCUCCUGGGAGCUGAAUUUCUUUAGGCAUUUGUUAAUGGGCCGCCCAGGAGCACUGUCUCAGGUGACUGGUUUGGGGGACCUGGAGGUGGCAGAUUUUAAGCUGCCAUAUUGACUAUUAUUCCAGCAGGAAUGCUUGUGUUAUUGUAUUCUCACCGGCUCUGUUUUCACAACGGCCCCGGGAGUACUUGGUUUCUGGGAGGCGGGUCUCUUGUCUGCCUCCUUGCAUGGGCAGGGGGGGUGAAUAUUCUCCCAACUCCUUGCUUUUCCUCCAUCAAUACCACUGGAUGGAACGGUGCUGCGCCUCCUGUCGCUGGGGCUUCCUGCGCAUCUCAGGACCCUGGCCUGGCCGUGUGGGGCCUGAGACCCGUGAAACAGCUCGUGGCCAUCCACGGAAGAGAAGGGACUGGUCACAGCCGGAGAAGAGGGAACCGCUCCGGGGCUUUGUUUUGGAAGGGCUGCCCGGGGCUGUCACUGUGUCUCUGGCUGUAAAGCAGCUACACGACAGUCCUCUCUGCAGGGUUAGCCUGGGCUCCUUUCUUUUCUGAAUCCUUUUCUUCUCCCUUAGUAACAGCUCCCUGCCCCCGGGGCUUCAGCCACCUCGGUGUCCCUCUGCUGUGUGGUGGGGAGGCCGUAUGUUCAAUCCAGUGGGGUGCAGGGGCUUUGUUUCUGCCUGGAGAGAGGGCUCUGGGGAUGGAAAUGAGGAACAGCAGGCCUUCAGACAAUGAGGCGUUCUGCCCUCCUGCUGCCGUAAUUCUCUCCUCCGAGGCCAGAGCUGGUAGGAGAUGAGUGCCGCUGGCGUAGCGCCUCGCUCUGCACUGGGGUUUGUGUCUGUGGUUCUCCUCGCCCGCCCCUCCCUCCUCCGGCCGUCCCACCCUGUCCGUGGGCACUUUUACCACCGGCCUGUGCUGUGGGACUGUCAUGGCAUUUAGUUCAGAGGUGAGGGGCUUUGGCCUGAAAUAAAAUGCAAGUAUUUAA
Messenger RNA from Phacochoerus africanus (Common warthog), 2232 nucleotides. RefSeq names its product sorting nexin 11 (gene SNX11). The coding region runs from base 195 to 1007 and encodes 270 amino acids. The transcript is spliced from 8 exons. NCBI's taxonomy places the organism in Eukaryota, Metazoa, Chordata, Mammalia, Artiodactyla, Suidae. Gene Ontology annotation, biological process: intracellular protein transport. The record is from RefSeq and is a predicted model, not a curated record. Gene Ontology annotation, molecular function: phosphatidylinositol binding.